Molecule: messenger RNA, 4173 nt
Organism: Pteropus alecto (black flying fox)
Lineage: Eukaryota; Metazoa; Chordata; Mammalia; Chiroptera; Pteropodidae
Gene: NPAS3
Product: neuronal PAS domain protein 3
Exons: 13
Coding region: 8-2839 (943 amino acids)
Biological process (GO): regulation of transcription by RNA polymerase II
Molecular function (GO): RNA polymerase II transcription regulatory region sequence-specific DNA binding; protein dimerization activity; DNA-binding transcription factor activity, RNA polymerase II-specific
Source: RefSeq, a predicted model, not a curated record
GGCGGGCAUGGGGAGGGCCGGCACCGCGGCCAACGGCACCCCGCAGAACGUCCAGGGCAUCACCUCCUACCAGCAGCGAAUAACUGCCCAGCAUCCUCUGCCCAACCAAUCAGAAUGUAGGAAAAUCUACAGAUAUGACGGAAUCUACUGUGAAUCUACCUACCAGAAUUUACAAGCAUUGAGAAAGGAGAAAUCCCGAGAUGCUGCUCGCUCCCGCCGGGGAAAAGAAAACUUUGAGUUCUAUGAAUUGGCCAAGUUGUUGCCUCUCCCUGCAGCCAUCACUAGCCAGCUUGACAAGGCAUCCAUCAUUCGACUUACAAUUAGCUAUCUGAAAAUGAGGGACUUUGCUAACCAGGGGGACCCUCCAUGGAACUUGCGAAUGGAAGGCCCUCCACCAAACACAUCAGUAAAAGGGAUACAAAUGUGGAAAUCUGAACUCUGCAUGAGAAAGACACCAUGUGAAGUUAUAGGUGCACAACGAAGGAGAAGCCCCAGUGCACUGGCCAUUGAAGUAUUUGAAGCACAUUUGGGAAGUCACAUUUUGCAGUCCCUGGAUGGCUUUGUAUUUGCACUAAAUCAAGAAGGAAAAUUUUUAUACAUUUCCGAAACCGUCUCCAUCUACCUUGGCCUCUCACAAGUGGAGCUGACAGGCAGUAGCGUCUUUGACUAUGUCCACCCCGGGGACCACGUGGAGAUGGCAGAGCAGCUGGGCAUGAAGCUUCCGCCUGGGCGGGGUCUCCUCUCACAGGGCACCACUGAGGACGGAGCCAGCUCAGCAUCUUCCUCCUCCCAGUCGGAGACCCCUGAGCCAGUGGAGUCAACCAGCCCCAGUCUGCUAACCACUGACAACACCCUUGAGCGUUCCUUUUUCAUCCGAAUGAAAUCCACUUUGACCAAACGCGGCGUGCAUAUCAAAUCAUCAGGAUAUAAGGUGAUUCACAUAACAGGCCGUCUACGACUGAGGGUGUCGCUGUCCCAUGGGAGGACCGUCCCCAGCCAAAUCAUGGGUCUCGUGGUUGUGGCACAUGCUUUGCCUCCCCCUACAAUCAAUGAAGUCAGAAUCGACUGCCAUAUGUUCGUCACUCGAGUAAAUAUGGACCUCAAUAUCAUUUACUGUGAAAAUAGGAUCAGUGAUUAUAUGGAUCUGACCCCUGUAGACAUUGUGGGGAAGAGAUGCUACCACUUCAUCCACGCCGAGGACGUCGAGGGCAUCAGGCACAGUCACUUGGACUUGCUGAAUAAGGGCCAGUGUGUGACGAAGUACUAUCGUUGGAUGCAGAAGAACGGAGGCUAUAUUUGGAUACAGUCUAGCGCCACCAUAGCUAUUAAUGCCAAGAACGCAAAUGAGAAGAACAUCAUCUGGGUGAACUACCUUCUUAGUAAUCCCGAGUACAAGGACACACCGAUGGACAUCGCACAGCUCCCCCACCUGCCGGAGAAAACUUCAGAAUCCUCGGAGACAUCCGACUCCGAAUCAGACUCUAAAGACACCUCAGGUAUUACAGAGGACAACGAAAACUCCAAGUCCGACGAGAAGGGCAAUCAGUCCGAGAACAGUGAAGACCCGGAACCCGACCGGAAGAAGUCCGGCAACACGUGCGACAACGACAUGAAUUGCAACGACGAUGGCCACAGCUCCAGCAACCCGGACAGCCGCGACAGCGACGACAGCUUCGAGCACUCGGAUUUUGAGAACCCCAAGGCGGGCGAGGACGGCUUCGGGGCGCUGGGCCCGAUGCAGAUCAAGGUCGAGCGCUACGUUGAGAGCGAGUCGGACCUGCGGCUGCAGAACUGCGAGUCGCUCACGUCCGACAGCGCCAAGGACUCGGACAGCGCGGGCGAGGUGGGCGCGCAGGCCUCCAGCAAGCACCAGAAGCGCAAGAAGAGGCGGAAACGGCAGAAGGGCGGCAGCGCCAGCCGCCGGCGCCUGUCCAGCGCCUCGAGCCCCGGUGGCCUGGACGCAGGCCUGGUGGAGCCCCCGCGGCUGCUGUCCUCCCCCAAUAGUGCCUCGGUGCUCAAGAUCAAGACGGAGAUCUCGGAACCCAUCAACUUCGACAACGACAGCAGCAUCUGGAACUACCCGCCCAACCGCGAGAUCUCCAGGAACGAGUCCCCCUACAGCAUGACCAAGCCCCCCAGCUCCGAGCACUUCCCGUCCCCGCAGGGCAGCGGGGGCAGCGGGGGGCUGCACGUGGCCAUCCCCGACUCGGUCCUCACGCCGCCCGGCGCCGAAGGCGCAGCAGCCCGCAAGACUCAGUUCAGCGCCUCGGCCACCGCGGCCUUGGCCCCCGUCGCCUCCGACCCUCUGUCACCCCCCCUCUCGGCAUCCCCGCGGGACAAGCACCCCGGGAGCGGUGGCGGGAGUGGCCCCAGCACGUCCAACUCCUUGCUGUACACUGGGGACCUAGAGGCGCUGCAGAGGUUGCAGGCGGGCAACGUCGUGCUCCCGCUGGUGCACAGGGUGACCGGGACCCUGGCAGCCACCAGUACGGCCGCGCAAAGGGUCUACACCACGGGCACCAUCCGCUACGCUCCCGCCGAGGUGACCCUGGCCAUGCAGGGCAACCUGCUGCCCAACGCGCACGCUGUUAACUUCGUGGACGUUAACAGCCCCGGCUUUGGCCUCGACCCCAAGACGCCUAUGGAGAUGCUCUACCACCACGUGCACCGGCUCAACAUGUCAGGACCGUUCGGCGGAGCUGUGAGCGCGGCCAGCCUGACGCAGAUGCCCGCCGGCAACGUGUUCACCACGGCCGAGGGACUCUUCUCCACGCUGCCCUUCCCCGUCUACAGCAACGGCAUCCACGCGGCACAGACUCUGGAGCGCAAGGAGGACUGAGGCGCGCCCAGCGCGGGCGGGUUCCGCUCGGAGGCAUCGUCGGCGUUUUCGUUUAGACCUUUAAUUCUAGCACUUUGAAUUUGAGCAGGUCAGCGUCUUCUCUCAACAUGGUGGUCCCCAUCCCAUCCCCUCUUUCUUUAACUUGACUUAUUCUUUCCUGUAAAGAUAUGUUUAUUUUUGGCCUUCGGAGGGUCAGAUGACCAGUUGCCUGCCAUUUUGUCUUCUUCUGAGAUGUGUGUUGGGUUGUUUUGCUUUCCUUUGCAUCUUUAUUAAGAUGUCUUUAAUGUGUAUAUGCCUCUGCCAUAGAAUACUCAGUCUUGUGGUCAAGAGAUUUCUCAAGUGACAACUAUUGGGUUUUCUUCAUAAAGAUCUUGAUGUGAUCAAGAUUAAAAGAGACAAGCAUAAACAAUGUGCCCUGUUUGACUAAGUCAAAUGAAAUGGGUGGUUUUUGUUUUUGUUCCUAAUUCCUUUGAAAAUAGGGGGAUAGUAUUUUAGAAUUUUAUGCAGAAUUUAAUUCUCUUUUUAUGGUUAAGAUUUUAAGAUUUUCUUACUUGCACAUAAAAAUAAUUUGGGUUAUUAAACUUAAUUUCUGGCCUGUGACUAGAAUGUUUUAAAAAAAACAGUUGGACUAAAUGUUAAUUACUGAAACAUUAACUUAAUUUCUAAAACCAUGGUGCUAUCAUUUAUUAAUCUGUAAUGUCUUCAUACAAAAUGCAGCUCCUGGGCUGGGUUUUGGAAAAAAAAUGUGUUCUGUCCUGGUCUGGAGUCCGUUGCUGCAGUCUCCUUGGUUAGUUAAGACAAAGCCCUCAUUAACGUUUGCUGCAGGACUUAAAAUUUUUUUACCUCCCAACUAACAAACAUAGCCUCACAUUAAAUUUAAUGGGUCAGUAAAGCCCUUUUUAAAGGGGCUUUUGGAAAACUCAAUCAAACUGAUUUGAGGAGCAGUUUAGGUACAUAUUGCCUUUUGGUGAGCUCUUUUUUUUUUCCUUUUCUCAGUCUAACUGAGGCUAAUUUUUACAACUUCAGUAACACUUCAGAGUAAAAGAAGGAAAAAAAUAUUUAACAUGUUUUUUUUUUUUUUCAUUUCUUGCUUAAAAAGGAAGGUUGUAUUUUGGGGGACUGAUUUAAUUUGAUGGAUUUUUUUUUUCCCCUUUGCUUCUUAUUUCUAGGUUGGAACCAAUACGGUUUAAAACUAAAGAAUGGGUUAAUAAGCUUCAAACAGAUAACUGCAACUGAAAACUGCACAUUAAAUACAAAAAAAAAAAAAAGAAAAAGAAAAAGAAAAAAAAUCCUAUUUUGUCUUUGUUGCCAGAAAUCAGUGUAGUGUCAAACAC